CGUCUAUAUUCCGAGGCACUACCUUUGUUGUGGUGAGCUAGCUAUGAGUGUGUUCAAGGGCAGCAUCACAGAGUACCCGGGUGUAAUAGUGGACCACUUCACCUCCUUCAACUGUACUAGGGGGAGGGCUUUCUUCCUGUCCCACUGUCACAAAGAUCACAUGACUGGCCUGAAUUCUCCUCAGAUUGUAGACGCACUGCAGAGGAGGAAAUCCAGCCUGUACUGUUCAGAGGUGACCCGCUCCCUCCUCCUGCAAGACCCAGGGUUCACACAGCUGGCUCCUUACCUCCGAGGACUACCCAUGGAUGAACCGGUGCCCAUGAGUCUAGAGGCCUGCCCUGACUCUCCUGCCCUCAGCUUCACAGUUACUCUGUUACCAGCUGGCCACUGCCCUGGGUCAACAAUGUUCUUCUACCAGGGGUGUAGUGGGUGUGUCCUGUACACGGGGGACUUUAGACUGACCCUAGAGGAGACCAAGAGGUUAAAGUCCAUCCAUUGCAGCGGAAGAUUGAUGGAGAUUAAGUCCCUGUACUUGGAUACCACUUUCUGUCAUCCCAUAGCAACCACCAUACCUUCACGGGAAGUGUCUCGAGCCCAUAUCUUGAAGAUAGCAGAAAGGUGGUUGUCAGCUGAUCAGAGAAAUGUGCUGCACCUCCAGCUGGGCAUGUUUGGCUAUGAGCAUAUCUACCUGGCACUAGCCAAGAAGUUCAGCACCAAGAUCCACAUAGCUCAUUGGAGGAUGAGGGCCUACCACAACCUACCAGCUAUGGUUGACUGUCUUACUACGGAUGGUGAGAGCACCAGGAUACACGCUUGCAACUUUAGAAAAGGAGUUCAUCGUAGUAUGGGUCCCCCCUGUGGUUGUCGCUAUAGCAACGGGAAAGCGCCCCCUAUGCUCGGACUCAAGCCCUCCACUAUUUGGUUCCUCUCUAACUCCGGCAACCUCACUCAACCCUACAAGUACCUCCCUGAGAGCCGUGUGUACCGUGUACUUCAUUCCAUGCAUGCCAGCUAUUCUGAGCUGUGUGAGUUCAUCAGGUACCUCCAGCCCAGGAGGAUUGUACCAUGUGUCGUGCCACUGGGAGAUAAGUGUCUCAAGGACGUACAUGUCAGAUUGAAGGUUCUCCUGCCUCAAGUGGAGGUAAUCACUGACCCCCCACCCUCCACUCAGUCCACUACCACAGCCUCUAUACGAGAGCAGCCUCAGGCAUUCACACACAGGGACGAUGAGUGCAGCAACGAUACUAUUGAUGACUUUGCAAGCAGCGAGGAAACAGACACACCAAUACUCGAGCAGACUUUCUCAACUAGCACUAGCCCUGUCAAGUUCACCCUCCCCUCAAUGCUGACUGGCUGCCCUGGUACAGAGGACAAUGAACUAGAGGGGGACAAGCAGGAGUGUAUGCCACAAUCGCUGGGCUCAUCAGGAAGUGCCACACUCGGCAGUUUAGAGCAGACACCAAUUGAUUUGUCACCAGAAAACUCGCCGCUAAGUGAUUUCAAUAUUUCUUUUGUGAAUAAAGACAAUGGCAGCAAAGAUGGAGAAGAUGUGGCGAACAUGUAUCAUUGUAUUCGAUGCAACUCACCAGUGCAGUAUGAUGACAGGAAAGACCCUGAAUAUAUUGUACCUGAAAAAGUUGAGAACAAACAAUUUUGUGAUAUUGAAAAUCAACCAUCAUUAAAACAGGAUGUUGAACCGAACUCUGACCCCUCUGAUAAUGAUUGGCACUUGACGUUAGAAAGCAGUAUAGAAGAUAACAUCACAUCAGUUUCCACUGAUGAUUCCAACAGAACAAAUGAUGAUGAGGUAUUCACCCCUGAGGCAAAGAGACGCAAACUCAGCGAUAGAUACAAUGUGCCCACAAUCCAUCGACACAGAAGUAGAUCAUUAUCAGUCGAGAUUGUUGAACACAGACUGGUGGACUUUAUCGACUUAACACAAGAUCAAUCAUCAUCUGGUAAUAGCAGUAUAGAGGAGGCAAAGCCAAGACAGAGAAGUGUGUCCCGUGAGGGUUAUAGUCCAUGCAGUAGUCGCCAUAGCAGAUCAUUGUCUCCUUUUUGUCUUCCUCCAACUCCAGGACGAGAAGGAGUGAAAUCUAUAUUAGAACGAAAUAGUAUAGCUUUUAAUCCAUUAAUCAUUAAUUGAAAAUUCUCUUUCAUGUUUUAAGUGCAUAGAUCUUUGAAUUGUGUAAUAUUCCCCACAUAAUGUUGCUGCACUGAGCUGCAAUUAUCUUCCUUGUGUUUGAUGACAA
Halichondria panicea is the source of this 2252-nucleotide messenger RNA. Its product is annotated as protein artemis-like. Lineage: Eukaryota; Metazoa; Porifera; Demospongiae; Suberitida; Halichondriidae. Bases 44 to 2146 code for a protein of 700 amino acids. The record is from RefSeq and is a predicted model, not a curated record. Gene Ontology annotation, molecular function: damaged DNA binding; 5'-3' DNA exonuclease activity. Gene Ontology annotation, biological process: interstrand cross-link repair; double-strand break repair via nonhomologous end joining; telomere maintenance. The transcript is spliced from 10 exons.